UCCAUUUUAUAUUAAUAUUAUUAAUAAAUAUUUACAUGAUUUCUGCCUAAUUUAGUGUUUUCAAUAUUAUUUUGCAGAAAAUAGUGUAAAAGGACAAUUUGGAGAAAAUCUCCCUAAAACUGCCUUAUUAGAGCAAAGAAUGAGGAAAGGAUUUUGAAGCUUAAAUAUUCAAGUUUCUGGGCCCACUUAUGGAUCAGCCCAUUCCCACACCACUCAGCCCAAACGCUUCACGGGACAACUCCAGCACAUGGGCCCGCCAUUGCACCUCAGCAAAUCUCCCGCACCUUCACGCACUUGGGCACCCCCUUUUCCUGCAAAGAACCAAGCGUGCAAGUCCACCAUUCCCUCCAGUGGACCAGUCCACGCACAAUCAAGCACAUGGACAAAGCCCAGCGCAUGGACCCGCCGAAGCUCCUCUCUGCACGUGGACCGCUUCAUCCACUCCAGCACCCAACACUCACGCGGCCCGCUUCUCCAAAUUCACUUCACGUGGACCACAUUCCCACUUCACCCAUUCUUGCACAAUGGCCCAACUUCACCACUCCAGCACAUGGUCCCGCCAAGGCAUAUGGACCAAGCAGCGGACAGCACAUGGACCUUUCACUUGCAACAGGGCCCGCCACUCAUGCCCCAUUUCAACCCACGCAUAUGGACCGCACAGCGUGGGCCCGCGCUUCAUCAUUGUCUUCACGUGGACCAUGGACCAUGGACCAGCGCUUUUUCUCAAAGUUCACGCGAACCACUCACACUAAUUCUUCCACUUCAGCGCUCUCACACGUGGACGGCAAAUUCCCAAUUAGGGCGUCUCUCCAGCUCUAUUUAAAGAGCUUUAAGCAGCCAGAAAGAGAAUUCAAUUCUCACUCGGCAAUUUCGGUGCUCGGCGCAAAAGGCAGAAUCUCCAUCGAAAAUAGUGUAAAAGGACAAUUUGGAGAAAAUCUCCCUAAAACUGCCUUAUUGGAGCAAAGAAUGAGGAAAGGAUUUUGAAGCUUAAAUAUUCAAGUUUCUGGGCCCACUUAUGGAUCAGCCCAUUCCCACACCACUCAGCCCAAACGCUUCACGGGACAACUCCAGCACAUGGGCCCGCCAUUGCACCUCAGCAAAUCUCCCGCACCUUCACGCACUUGGGCACCCCCUUUUCCUGCGAAGAACCAAGCGCGCAAGUCCACCAUUCCCUCCAGUGGACUAGUCCACGCACAAUCAAGCACAUGGACAAAGCCCAGCGCAUGGACCCGCCGAAGCUCCUCUCUGCACGUGGACCGCUUCAUCCACUCUAGCACUCAACACUCACACGGCCCGCUUCUCCAAAUUCACUUCACGUGGACCACAUUCCCACUUCACCCAUUCUUGCACAAUGGCCCAACUUCACCACUCCAGCACACGGUUCCGCCAAGGCAUAUGGACCAAGCAGCGGACAGCACAUGGACCUUUCACUUGCAACAGGGCCCGCCACUCAUGCCCCACUUCAACCCACGCAUAUGGACCGCACAGCGUGGGCCCGCGCUUCAUCACUGUCUUCACGUGGACCAUGGACCAUGGACCAGCGCUUUUUCUCAAAGUUCACGCGAACCACUCACACUAAUUCUUCCACUUCAGCGCUCUCACACGUGGACGGCAAAUUCGGCGUCUCUCCAGCUCUAUUUAAAGAGCUUUAAGCAGCCAGAAAGAGAAUUCAAUUCUCACUCGGCAGUUUCGGUGCUCGGCGCAAAAGGCAGAAUCUCCAUCAGUUUUUUUCUUUUUCUUUUCCUUUUAAUUUUCUGUUUUUAAUUCAGCCAAUGAGUGGCUGAUUUCUUUAAUUCUAGUUGAGGAUUGGUUGAAACUAAGGUUGUUUAAUGGAUUGUGAGAUCUGAACAUAAAUUAUUGUCUUUGGUUUUGUUCAAUAUUUAUGCAAUUGAUGUUUUAAUUA
Messenger RNA from Manihot esculenta (cassava), 1903 nucleotides. RefSeq lists its product as uncharacterized. The coding region runs from base 379 to 984 and encodes 201 amino acids. Lineage: Eukaryota; Viridiplantae; Streptophyta; Magnoliopsida; Malpighiales; Euphorbiaceae. The transcript is spliced from 2 exons. The record is from RefSeq and is a predicted model, not a curated record.